CAUCAAGACAUUGUCUGUUGCGCGCUUGUUCUUUUGUGCCUCUGAAUUACGCUCCGAUCACUUUCCAAGUCUCAUCAUCAACACAAGGUCACCCGACCAUCCAUAUCACCAUGGCAUCAAGACCGGAGCUCAAAGUGGAUGACGAGUAUGGCUUCAUCAAAUUCUUCAGAAACCUACCAGGAACAAAUGACGAUACGAUACGACUCUUUGACAGAAACGACUACUACACAGCACACGGUGAUGACGCUAAAUUCAUCGCCUUGAACCAAUACAAGACAACCUCGGUAAUCAAGCAGCUCGGCCGCGAUCCUGGACUUGAAUCCGUUACUCUUUCACAAACAGUAUUUCGCAACUUCCUUCGUGAAGCACUCUUCCGUCUCGGUAAGCGUGUUGAGAUCUGGGAAUCCACCGGCAAGAACAAAUUCACUCUCGCCAAGCAGGCAUCGCCAGGAAACCUCCAGGAUGUCGAAGAUGAGGUUGGUAGCUCCAUGGAAGCUGCCCCUAUCAUCCUUGCCGUGAAGGUCUUGGCAAAAGCAUCAGAGGCGCGCAACGUCGGUGUAUGCUUCGCCGAUGCCAGUGUACGCGAGCUUGGAGUGAGUGAAUUUGUAGACAACGACAUCUACUCCAACUUUGAGAGCUUGAUCAUUCAGCUCGGUGUCAGAGAGUGUCUCGUACAGUAUGACGGCCAGAAGAAGGACGGCGAGCUUGCCAAACUACGAGCCAUCGCAGACAACUGUGGAUGCGCCGUCUCAGAACGACCAUCGGCCGACUUCAGCAGCAAAGACAUCGAGCAGGACUUGAGCAGGCUGCUGCGUGACGAACGCACUUCGACAUUACCGCAAACCGAACUACGACUGGCCAUGGGAGCCUCUGCCGCCCUUGUCAAGUAUCUGGGCGCCAUGUCAGACUCAUCAAAUUACGGCCAAUACCAACUCUACCAGCACGACCUGUCACAAUACAUGAAGCUAGACGCCUCUGCUUUGAAAGCACUCAAUCUCAUGCCUGGCCCUAAGGACGGUUCAAAGACGAUGAAUCUGUACGGUCUACUCAACCACUGCAAGACACCCAUCGGAAGCCGACUACUCGCUCAGUGGCUCAAGCAACCACUAAUGAACCUGGAAGAAAUUGAGCGCAGACUACAGCUUGUCGAGGCUUUUGUCAACGAUACUCAGCUGGCUGAAUCAAUGUCAUCCGAUCACCUCAAAUCUAUUCCAGAUCUCUACCGCCUGGCCAAGAAGUUCCAACGCAAGAACGCCAACCUCGAAGACGUUAUCCGUGUCUACCAAGUCGCCAUCCGCAUACCGGGAUUCAUCGGUACCCUCGAGGCAGUUAUGGACGAAGAGUACAAGGACCCUCUCGACAGAGAAUACACCAACAAGCUGAGAGAAUGUGCUGAUGCUCUUGGCAAGCUGCAAGAGAUGGUUGAAACAACAGUCGAUCUCGAUGCUCUGGAGAAUCACGAGUUCAUCAUCAAGUCUGACUUCGACGAGGGCCUUCGUGUCAUCAGAACAAAGCUCGACAAGCUUCGAUAUGGCAUGGAGAGGGAGCACGGUCGAGUUGGCGAUGACCUCGGCCUCGACACUGAAAAGAAGCUCUUCCUUGAGAACCACAAAGUCCAUGGCUGGUGCUUCCGUGUGACAAGAGCCGAAGCUGGCACAAUCCGCAACAAGAAGCAAUACCAAGAAUGCUCAACUCAGAAGAACGGCGUCUACUUCACCACAACUACGUUGCAAGCAAUGCGCAGAGAGCAUGAUCAAUUGUCCGAGAACUACAACCGUACUCAGAGCGGACUGGUUCAGGAAGUUGUCGGUGUAGCUGCUUCCUACUGCCCUGUUGUCGAGAAGCUCGCUGGCAUUCUCGCACACAUGGAUGUCAUUGUCUCAUUCGCUCACGUUGCCACUCAAGCACCUACACCAUACUGCCGACCUAAAAUGCACCCUCGGGGUACUGGAAAUACUGUUCUUGUUGAAGCCCGUCAUCCUUGCAUGGAAGUCCAAGACGAAAUUACCUUCAUGGCCAACGAUGUCACUCUCAAACGCGAAGACUCCGAAUUCCUUGUCAUCACAGGACCCAACAUGGGCGGCAAGAGUACAUACAUCCGCCAAAUCGGUGUCAUUGCUCUUAUGGCUCAGAUGGGCUGCUUCGUGCCUUGCACUUCCGCCGAGCUUACUCUGUUCGACUGUAUCCUCGCUCGUGUCGGUGCUAGUGAUAGUCAGCUGAAGGGUGUCUCCACUUUCAUGGCCGAGAUGCUCGAAACAGCAAACAUUCUCAAAUCUGCAACAAAGGAGAGUUUGAUCAUCAUUGACGAGCUUGGCAGAGGUACAAGCACGUACGAUGGUUUUGGUCUUGCUUGGGCCAUCAGCGAACACAUCAUCAAGGAAAUUGGUGCCUUCACACUCUUUGCGACACAUUUCCACGAGUUGACAGCAUUGGUGGACACAUACUCUCAAGUACAAAAUCUGCAUGUCGUCGCAGAUGUCAGUGAUGGAUCCACAGCGGACUCUGCACCUCAAGUACUGCUCAUGUACAAAGUUGAGCCUGGCAUCAGUGACCAAAGUUUCGGUAUCCAUGUCGCCGAACUCGUCCGCUUCCCACAAAAGGUCAUCUCGAUGGCCAAGCGCAAGGCAGAUGAGUUGGAAGACUUUGCCGGCAAGAACGAAGACGCAAAAUCAGAGCUCAAGAAUGCAAGCAAGGACGAUGUCGCAGAAGGCAAUAAAUUGCUGAAAGCACUGUUGGUCAAGUGGAAGAAGGAGACGGAAGGACAGAAUAUGGAUGGCAAGGAGCAAGUCAAGAGACUCAAGACUAUGGUUGCAGAGGAUGAGGCCUUAAGGACAAACAAGUUCUUUGUGGGAUUGAAAGGAUUGUGAUGGUAAUGCUGAUGCUGGUGUACAUGAUUUGCUUUCUUCUGUAGCGAUAUUGCUGCUUCCACUCAAAUGCAGAGUACACUUCUUUUGUAGCAGAUUAAUCUGUUCUACUGGCUUUUUAUCUGACUUCCACAUCCCUCGUACGAUUUUCCUGCCUCCGUCGCUG
Molecule: messenger RNA, 3030 nt
Organism: Aureobasidium pullulans EXF-150
Lineage: Eukaryota; Fungi; Ascomycota; Dothideomycetes; Dothideales; Saccotheciaceae
Product: DNA mismatch repair protein-like protein msh-2
Exons: 1
Coding region: 111-2867 (918 amino acids)
Biological process (GO): mitotic recombination; mismatch repair
Cellular component (GO): nucleus; MutSalpha complex
Molecular function (GO): mismatched DNA binding; ATP-dependent DNA damage sensor activity; ATP binding
Source: RefSeq, a predicted model, not a curated record